This is a messenger RNA of Podarcis lilfordi (Lilford's wall lizard), 4736 nucleotides long. The record is from the annotation of a GenBank genome assembly. NCBI's taxonomy places the organism in Eukaryota, Metazoa, Chordata, Lepidosauria, Squamata, Lacertidae.
UAAAAGCUUGCUGGCGAAUUACCAGUGUGUGUUUCCGAGGAGCAGGACAGAGGCCCCAGCUUCGUGCGCCAGAAGCCGCUCCUGACUAACCAGAGGCCGAGGAGACCCUCCCUCACCCUCACGGGCGGCGGGAUCCUCUUCCUCCUCCUCUUCCUCAGCAGCCUCCCGCCAGCACUAGCAGCUCUCGGCCACCAUGGAGCUGGAAAGUGCCAUGGACGUCAACCUGAGGCCCUACAGCGUCGAGAUGAUAGGCGGCGACACCAUCACGAUCUGCCCUUACCCCUUCGUCGUCGAGCAGCCCAAGGACUACGUGCUCUGGUCGCUGUACAACUUCUCCUUCAUGAACGCCUGCUGCCUGGGCUUCGCGGCCCUCGUCUACUCCAUCAAGGUGAAGGCGCCAAGAAAAGGCGGGAAAGCUCCGCCAGUAAAUCCUCCGGCCGUGUUCCUUCCUCACCCCUCACUUUGGUGUCCGCCGACGGCCCCCCCACCUCAAAAUGGCUGGGCAAUAUUUUUGUCUGGCCCAGAAUAUAUUGUACACCCCUGUUCUUGCUUCGUUUCCUGCCCUUGCUAGGACAACCCCUCGCUUUCCUCCACCCUUGACUCAGAUCCUAGCGUUGCCCUUCCCAAGCAGCCUUUGUACUUUUCUCAGCGACUCUGGGAAAGUAGAAAUCCAACAGCUGUGGCUCCCUGGUUCCCUUUGUGGUGGGAAAAGUAUCACCUGUUGGAUUUCUGCCAGUUACACAGGUAUAAAACCCUGUGUGAAAUGUGUUAAACUCUCAAAGUUCAUCCCUGUCCGCUUUCCAAGGAAUUUCCCACACACCCCCCCAAGACAUUCAAAGCUGUGGAUUCAUUGUGGAAAGUUUCCCAUCUCCUGUAAUUCCAUAUCCGCCACACAGAAUACAUACAUUUCAUUUUUAAAAUCAUUUUUCUACUAAAAAAUGAGGUGUGGAGGACAUAUUUAGAGGCACAUGGCCUGUUUUGCUUCAAAGUAUUAGGAUUCAGCAGUAUAAAUUACUCAGUGACACUGAAGCAGUAGGCAAGGCUAUUUAAUUUUCAUGUUCUCUAGCUUUGAGAUGGAUGAGUUUCAGAAUACAGUUCAUUCGUGUGUGUAUGGGGGGAGAGAGCGCUAAUACAUCAGUUAUAUUAAUAGGAUUUUUGGUACAUUUGAGAAGAAAAUGCCCUCCAAUCCCUCUUACCGCCUUAGUUAUUAAGACACAGUCUUGGGCACUGUUUGGGGAUUGAUAGUUAAUGUCUGCAGGGGUCUCCAGCUGUGGCACCUGUGGGCACAGUGACACCUUUGAAGUAUUUUCUGGUGCCUUCAGCACCCCUGAGGCUCUUCCCGCUUACUGCCUCCUUCAUCAUAAGGCGGUAGUGUGAUGGUGAGGGUUACUGUUUUCUCCCAUGAAAGUACCUUUGAAGGAGAAAAUUGGAAGCUUGACACUCACUUCCUCUUUCAGCUGUACCGUAAAGUAUGUGUUUUCUCAAGGCUCAGGGUAAUUUUACUAGAUUCAACUUUUACACAGAUCCCUUGGGAAAGUGAGGUGUGUGCAUUGUUUGUAUGCGGAUCUGUGUUUUGCGAAAGUGGGAAGUGAGAACAGAUGGUCUUGAAAUGGUAUAAUUUGUUUCUAGGUUCCUCUUCCAACAACGAUCCCCUUGUUUCCUUUGACUAAACUGUAAAGAUCACAGAUCCAGUGGUCUCUGGAUCUGAGACACAUAAUCUUACUGAUCUCAACUUUUAAUUCUUUAUUUUUUUUACAAGGAAUCUCCUUAAAACCACCAUCAAAUCAUCGGUCACCUCUGUGUCCACAGAUAUAGUCUGAGAUUUGUGGGUGGUUUUGUUGUCAUCCUAUGCAAAAAUCAUGAGGCUCCGUGUUUUAAAUAAAUGUUUUUUGAGGUAAUAGGAAGCAACACACCUGUGAUUGUUACUCUUCAGUCUGUCAGUGUAAGCUUUAAUCAUGAGGGUUGGGGUGUGUGUGGCUUGUAUAAAAUCAUGCACAUUCAAGAGGAUCCAUUUAAAAUUUACUGGAUCUGAUUUUUGCUCAUGGAAAAGUAAAGUGAAUUUGAAGGUGGGCACAUGUGCUUCUAUCUGUCUUGGGAGAGAGGAAAACAGGAGUUGGUUCUUAUUACAGUCUCAACGUUCCAAAUACUUCCUUGGGCCUAGAAGGGUUGGUGGGCUCUCAUUAAAAGAAUAUGAAUGAAGACAGAUGAUGCUGAGGCUAGAAUAGGAUGCAACCUUUUGGGAAGCAGGAACUUUCAUUUUGCACAAUCCUUUGGUCACUAAUAGCACUGAACAGGAAACUGUAGAUUUGAUUAUGAUUACACAACAGCCAUGGAAAGUCCAUUUGAGCUUUAGGUGUUGUAAGCAUGUGCAAAUGUUUCCAAUGUUAAUUCUCAUUUGUUUGUUUGUUUGUUUGAAAAAAUUCUCUCCCCUGCAGGCAAGGGAUUGUAAAGUCGCUGGAAAUGCUGAAGAUGCAACUAGAUAUGGCAAGAGAGCCAAGAUUCUGAAUAUUGUUGCAAUAGUUCUGGGUGUCUUGUUGUUCCUUUUGCUCUGUGGCUUGAUUGCCAGUGUUUUAAUAGCUUUACAAGAAAGAGUCCAGAAGUUGUUUAAUGAAUACAAAACGAACAUGGGGGAUGUUUUUGGAUCAGGGAGUGGAUCUGGGGCAUCCUAAACAAAUCUUUAAGCACUGGCUAUCCUUUCUUCUGCUUGUGAAAGUGCCUGCCUUGCUCGUUCAUUUGCCAAGGCAUGAGACCUUCUGCAAAGCAGUACUACUCGCAUUUAUGAAGAUGUACUGCCACUGAUUGCCUACCAUCCAGUUUGAGAUGUUUAUUGAAAAAAAUGCAAUGCUUUUAUGAGCGGUGAUUUCUCUGUCCCAAGCUCUGGAUUUGCAACAUUUCCAGUUCUGUUACUCAUGGGAAGUGCCAUAUUCAUCUGGUUUUUCAGUAUUUUGGCAAGUCUCCAAUUCAGUAUGUGUAUUAGAGCUUUCCUUUAGUGAAAUUUUACAUUUGAUGUGAAUUCUAAGAAAAUAAAACAUAUUUUGUUAUUUGGUGUAAAGUUACUCUGUUAAUCACCCAGUAGAGGGGCAUCUUUUCCAACUGGCAGUUUGUUGAGCUCCGCCAAGACCCAGCCAGCUCCUCUUCCAAUGUUGACAACCUUGGCUGUCUCCUCCAUUGAAAAUGAGGCUUUCACACUACUUCCCACGGCCUGUGGAAUUGGACGGAGCUCUGGCAGGAAGAAAGAGAAUGCCAAACAGUGAAGCAACAACCGUGUGGUGUGGUUGGCUUUGCUGCUCAUUUGGUUUUUCCGCUUGUUCACUUGUCCAGGUAAGAGGGUACUGCUCGUUUGGCCCAGCUCAGAUAACUUGUUUCUUGUGGAAAUCCACCCCAGGACUAGAGAAGGAUGAGAGAGGAAAAGCUUUUAAUCACCCCUUCUCCGUCUCCCUCUGACUACGCAAUGUUGUCCAGAUGGGGAAGCUUGCACACUUGACAUGUGAAGGGGGUGGGACAAAAGGAGUUACUCAGAAAUCCAGCAAAGAUGAGGAUAGCAAAGUUUUGGUGCUGGCAGGUGGCUGGAAAAUGCAGAUGAAGAGAUGGACAGAGGAGAUUAUAGGGUUGGAUGGGAAGGUGAGAAGGGGGGCACACUAGAACACAAUCUAUUUGGGAACUCUUUGAAUACAGGCCACUCUCUUUUUUGGAAAUUAUUCUCUUUAUUUCUGCGAGGCCAAGAGAUGGGUCUUGUCGUCUGGACAACCUGGACAUCCAUGCACACUGCCCAGGCUUCUGUCCUGGGAAGGUUACUUCAGUGCUGCUAACACAGCAGUUUGACUUCAUCCUCAGAGGCACACUCCAUUGUCUCUUGAGAAAGACAGAUGCCAACGACAAGAACAAGAGUACCUAGGAAGCUAGUGUUGAGUGUGAAAAAUGGGAUCUUUAUUCCCUCGAUAUUAAUUUGCUUGAAUGAGAAAAGGGAUGGUGUCUGAAGAGUCAGAACCACACCAGACAAAAUCAAUUUAAUAAUUGACAAAUGGUGAAAAAUUGUAGAUAUUCAUUAAAAACAGUGAUGCUGUUGUAUCAAACAAAGACAUGUUGCAUUAAAGGCCAAGUCUGUGACCAUUUAAUAAAUUUUGUUACUGUUGUAUUAAAGUAUAAUAACUGAAACAUCUACAAUAUGGCUACAAGUAAAUGAUAAAAGAGUGAAUGAAAUCUGAAGCUAGUUGUAUUACCUAAUUCAGGUAUAUUAAGAGAUCCUAAUAUGAGAGUGAUCAGUGCAGCUUUACUUCUUUUUUUUUUUUUUUUUGAAUAAUUUUUAUUAAGAAUUUCAGCAUAACAAUUUAUCAAAAACAUAUCCACAUUCUCCCCCCCCCCCCAAAUUUUUCCCUCCCCAAGAAUAACCCACCCCCGGACUUCCCUCAGCUCCUCUCUCUGGUUUUGUCAGCACAUGUUAUCUCUGCAUAUUAUAAAAUUGUAAAGAUCCUUAAGUUAUCUGUCUAUCUGUCACCAAUAAUAAAUUUGUGUAUGUUUAUUCAAACCCUGCCAAGGAGUCCAGUUCAUUUUGUUGUUUCUUUAAAUACUUUGUAAAAGGUUCCCAUUCUUCUUUAAAGUCACAGUUGUCCUUAUUGUGCAAUUUGUGUGUCAAUUUCACCAGUUCCGCAUAGUCCAUCAAUUUCCCUUGCCACUGUUCUUUUGGCAGGAUUUCUUUGUUCUUCCAUCCCUGUGCUAUUAAGACUCUUGCCGCCGUU